UACGAUUAUUUGUAAGUUUCAUUUCCAAGAUACCCCAAAGUGAAUCAAUAUUCAACGUCCAAGUCAAUUAACCGCCGUAAUGAUCAAAAUAAUUAGUGCGGGACAAAGUUAUACAAGUUCACCCGACAUUGACGGGACAGCAAGGUACCGGUCAACGUAGUUUAUUCCUUUUUUUUUGCGGAAGAUAAUCAGGCAUUAAUAAUCGUUGUUCGGUGACGUCGCUGCGAAUCUUAUUUGUUUUUUGCAAGUGAUAAAAAUUUACAUAUUAAUGAACGUUGGUACGGUUUUGCGACACGCACUCUCUCUCGAACGGGGCUGCAGGGGCAGGAAAAAGACAAGGAGCACAAUUUUGUACCAUAUUUCGCCGCAUGGAAACCCACCCACAAACCCUUCGGGAAUACCUGAUUACAGCGAACGGGUAUAAAAGAAGCCCGUGAUUAUUCUUUGAUACACUCCAUCUUCUUCGUUUACAUCGUUACCAACGUCUUCCCGGUCCACCGGCAACUCGAAUCCCGCAGAAGCCUGCACUAGCUCGAGAAGAAAGUAGAGAAGAGUCAAAAGAGAAUAAACAAACAAUAAAAGUGUGCAGCUAACGUCGUCAUUGUAAUAAAAGGACCUGCCACUCUAGUUCCGAAAGCAACUCGUAACGAUUAUUGCAAGGUGAUAUACAAUUACAUCGUCAUCUCCAGGACAAAAUGCACUCUGCCGAACUUCUCGUCUCGUUGCCAUUAAUUUUCACCAUGCUCGCAAGUGUUCUCUUCACAUGCGAUGCCCGUUCAGCCGGGGUGUGCAGGAAUCGCGAGAGUUGCGGCGACAAGUGUGACGAAUGUAUGUGGGGUAGCACAUUCGCCGAAGAAUGCAACUUCGUUGAGUGCGGGAAGGGUCCGGGACAGCGAUGCGGGGGGCGUCACAACAUGUGGGGAAAAUGCGGCGAGAGCCUGGAUUGCCAGUGCAACAAGUGCCACGGCUGCAGUAGUACCAGCAUAGGCAAAGAAUGCUACAACCACGGUUACAACCAUCUCUGUCUACCUCACGAGGGCAUUCGCGAGGGACUCGAAUGGCUACGAGAUUCCUCCUACGUAAACCUUUGAGCUACCUACUUCCACACGUCAUCGGCUUGUGACGAUUACAUCCGCAGAGAUCUACAUCUACGUCUUCGUCAACAUCCGCAUCUGUUUAUAAUAAUAUACCAAUAGCCAUCAGCUGUGACUGCCUACAACUUUGUAAUGACGAUUCGAUGUGUAACGCACCUUAAUAUCAUGGGCUGUCCAAGUAUUAAAUCCUGCAUGAAUA
This is a messenger RNA of Athalia rosae (coleseed sawfly), 1293 nucleotides long. RefSeq lists its product as uncharacterized. Lineage: Eukaryota; Metazoa; Arthropoda; Insecta; Hymenoptera; Athaliidae. The coding region runs from base 696 to 1091 and encodes 131 amino acids. The transcript is spliced from 4 exons. The record is from RefSeq and is a predicted model, not a curated record.